AUGUCUGGCCGCGGCAAGGGCAAGACCUCCGGCAAGAAGGCCGUGAGCAAGAGCUCCAAGGCGGGCCUGCAGUUCCCCGUGGGCCGCAUCGCCCGCUACCUGAAGAAGGGGCGGUACGCCGAGCGCAUCGGUGCCGGCGCCCCCGUGCUGGAGCUGGCUGGCAACGCCGCCCGCGACAACAAGAAGACCCGCAUCAUCCCCCGCCACAUCCAGCUGGCUGUGCGCAACGAUGAGGAGCUGAGCAAGCUGCUGGCGGGCGUGACCAUCGCCGAGGGCGGCGUGCUGCCCAACAUCCACUCCGUGCUGCUGCCCAAGAAGAGCGGCAAGAAGGCCGAGGCCUGA
Molecule: messenger RNA, 342 nt
Organism: Chlorella variabilis
Lineage: Eukaryota; Viridiplantae; Chlorophyta; Trebouxiophyceae; Chlorellales; Chlorellaceae
Exons: 2
Coding region: 1-342 (113 amino acids)
Cellular component (GO): nucleosome
Molecular function (GO): structural constituent of chromatin; protein heterodimerization activity; DNA binding
Source: RefSeq, a predicted model, not a curated record